Molecule: messenger RNA, 267 nt
Organism: Funneliformis mosseae
Lineage: Eukaryota; Fungi; Glomeromycota; Glomeromycetes; Glomerales; Glomeraceae
Source: the annotation of a GenBank genome assembly
AUGAUACUUGGAAUUGGAAUUGAUAUUAUCCAUUUACCACGUAUUAAAGAUCUCUUAACGCGUAAACCGACGUCCCUAUUACAAUUUUCUAAAAGAAUUUUAUCAGAUAGAGAGCUGAAAGAAUUUAAUGAAAGAGAUGAGCUCGAUAAUAAUGUUAAAUUCCUGGCUGUUAGAUGGACUUUAAAAGAAGCGGCUUAUAAAGCUUUAUUUCCUUAUCAUCGUAUGACGUGGAAGGAUGUCUCUAUAAAUAAAAUUGAAGGCAAUUAA